Messenger RNA from Dacryopinax primogenitus, 1619 nucleotides. RefSeq lists its product as uncharacterized. The record is from RefSeq and is a predicted model, not a curated record. NCBI's taxonomy places the organism in Eukaryota, Fungi, Basidiomycota, Dacrymycetes, Dacrymycetales, Dacrymycetaceae. The coding region runs from base 294 to 1433 and encodes 379 amino acids. Gene Ontology annotation, molecular function: DNA binding. The transcript is spliced from 3 exons.
CCGCCCAAAUUCGAUUUAGCCUUGCCUGAAUCUCUUUCCCAUUUGGGAUAUAUAACCCGUACGUUACCCCUUGUUGCCCCAUGCCCCCCGGAACUCCCUUAUUUCCUCAUCACUCGGCUACUGUUCCCCCGGCUUAUUCUCCCCUCGCGGUACAUAAAUAAGGCCCAAACACUCCACCCAUCCUAGUCUCCCCUCCCCUGGUAACCCCCCUGCUCUCUGAUCUUAAGAUCCCUCAUCUUAUCUCCCACUCUCCGGUCUCGUGCCCCCCUCUUGCUUCACUCUACCUCUACAUCAUGGAAGACCAUGAACAUAUGCUCGGAUCAGUCAAGUACCAGAACCACGGUCCCUCUAUCAGUCGGAUGGCAGUAUCAUCACAACAUGACGCUCUCGUCGUGUUCGAAGCUGCUCGGCGCGGACUGAUUCCCGUCAUGCGCCAUCGUCUAACAGAGAACGAAAAGGACAUCCAUAUCGUACCCGGCACAGUCUACGUCUGGGAGGAAGCGAACGCCUCUGAUCGUUCCUCACGCUGUCUCCGUCGCUGGACCGACGGGGUCAAGUGGUCCCAGUCUAGGAUGCGCGAGCCUUUCCUCUUCUACGAGGAGGUACCCCCAUUCGAGCGCACCGAAGCCGACCGCCGCAACAAGACCCGACAUCCCUCGCGCAGGGAUAGGAUCAUCAAGCCUGACGGGCUGAAGAAACUCACAUUCACAGCGCUCGUCCGUCUUUCCCCGGACGACCCGAUGGACAGGUGGGCGAAAUGGCACCUCGUCUGCUACAUGACACAAAACGACCGUACCGUCCCCGCUGUCUCUGAACAUCCCGAACUGUCCCAGGUCGAGGUACCCGAUGGUGUCUUCUACGACUGCAAGGGCAUCGCGCUCGACAACGCGCCCAGACAGACUGUUAAGUGGCCCCGCGAGCCACUUACGGUUGACACGAUGAGCAUGGCGAUGAUGUCCCCUCCACACUCGGAUCGCGACAGCCCCCUUUACUCGCCUGUACACGGCCCGUCUGGCAAGUACAUGGUCAACAUGCCUGUGCCGCCAAUGUCGCCGCCCGCGUCGCCAGGGGAGAUGGACCACCGUCCAUACUCACACUAUCCUCAUCCGCCGUACACGCCGGAUACUCCACCGCACAUUGCCCUAGCUCCGCCGGGACGCUCAUCUUAUUCCGGACGCCCGGAACCUGGUUACCAUGGUCUUCCAACCCCUUCUCCGAUGCACGCGCCUGCGCGGCAUCCCCGCCUCCCGGGGCUUGCGGAUGUUCUCCGCGCCCAUCUUCCGGACCUCGACGGUCCGGACCCCACUCGCCAAUCUGGUAGACCGGGCCCACAGCUCCCGCCUUUGAGUCAGGAAGCGCAGUGGGGGUGGACGAGGCGCAGGCCAGAGGACGCGCGGGCGCUGCAUGCGCUCGACCGCCCUCGGGUAAUGUAAUUGUCUGUGCACGACUGGGACGGCUCGGCCAGCAUAUGAACACUAUUAACGCAUCUUUGAUCGUUCUUUCUUGUGGUGGAUACGGGAGAAAAGGUCCUGCGAUUUUUCUUUUAGCUAAUGAACACGGCCAAUGUAUCUAUAACUGCUUCCGACUCGGGUUUUAUCUUUCUCUCUCAGCCCUCCUCU